Molecule: messenger RNA, 1030 nt
Organism: Heteronotia binoei (common prickly gecko)
Lineage: Eukaryota; Metazoa; Chordata; Lepidosauria; Squamata; Gekkonidae
Gene: MYL1
Product: myosin light chain 1
Exons: 7
Coding region: 16-582 (188 amino acids)
Cellular component (GO): myosin II complex; contractile muscle fiber
Molecular function (GO): calcium ion binding
Source: RefSeq, a predicted model, not a curated record
GUUUUAGUGUUUAACAUGGCACCAAAGAAGGACGCUAAGAAACCCGCUGCAGCUGCACCGGCACCAGAGCCAGCCGCAGAACCACCACCAAAACCCAAAGACCCUCCCAUUGAUCUCUCCAGCAUCAAGAUAGAGUUCUCCAGGGAACAACAGGAUGACUUCAAGGAGGCCUUCCUCCUCUUUGACAGGACUGGUGAGAGCAAGAUCUCCCUCAGCCAGGUCGGAGAUGUCAUCCGUGCCCUGGGACAGAACCCCACCAAUGCUGAAGUCAAGAAGAUCCUAGGCAACCCCAGCAAUGAGGAGAUGAACGCCAAGAAAAUUGGGUUCGACGAGUUCCUGCCCAUGUUGCAGGCAGCUGCCAACAACAAGGACCAGGGAGGCUUUGAAGACUUCGUUGAGGGUCUGCGUGUCUUUGACAAGGAGGGCAACGGGACCGUGAUGGGCGCUGAGCUCCGUCACGUGCUGGCUGCCCUGGGUGAGAAGAUGAGGGAAGAAGAUGUAGAAGAACUGAUGAAGGGGCAGGAAGACUCCAACGGCUGCAUCAAUUAUGAAGCAUUUGUGAGGCACAUCAUGUCUGUCUAAAUGGAAUUCUCAAGACACACAGUUCGGUAAAAUCAGCAGAUACUUGGCAUUUGGGGAUCUACGAAUCUUCUGCUCUACCCAGAACCACCACUCUGGAAUCUAAGAGAGACUGUAUUAUCUGACUCCAAACCAUCCCCCCCGCUAGAGCCAUCCGCAAGAGAUGCCUACGGAAUCUCAACAUUUUUACACUUCGCAGAUAAAGCACUUGCUGAGGCAAGCCAGGAAAGACUCCCUGCCCACAGCUGUCAAGUCCAAUAAUAUUUUUUUUCAUUCUCUGUCCAUCAUGAAACCAAUGUUAUCUUCUUUGGGGGGGAGAGAAAAGAGAAUAAAUCCCUGUGGUCAGUGAAUGGCUGGACAAUCUUUAUUGACAGUGAUCCAAAUUAAAUUGAUCAUUGAAGUCUUAAUUUAUUUUCUCUGCAUGCUGUAUUCCAUAAAAUAAAGUUUCGUG